GGAGGCAAGUUUCAUAUGCCUUCUAUGCAUCUUCCUGACAUGAAAGCAAAGGAACCGCAAGCCAACUUAAAAGGUCCUGAAAUUGAUGUUGAUAUCAAGGGUCCAGAUUUAAAAGGAGGAACAGGUGGAAAGUUCCACAUGCCAACUCUUGACAUAAAUAUGCCCAAAUUUGAUCUGGACCUAGGCCUUCCAUCUGGGUCAAAGAAUAAAGGUCUUAAAGUCGACAUCAGUGGACCUGAUGCAUCUGGAGAUUUGGAGAUGUCGGGUCUGAAAGGUAAUCUCAAACCAGCCCAAUUGAAGGUUAGGACUGAAGAUGUAGAAGGUCCAGGUGCAUCAUUGAAACUUCCCUCAGUCAAGCUACCAACAGUUGACAUCUCAGCCCCAAAAGUGGAUCUAGACUUUGGCCUUAACAAACCUAAAGGUGAUGAUGUUGAAGUUGAACUUUUGAAAGCAGAGGGAGGAAGACCUUCUUCAGGUGGUAGCUUUGAUUUGCCUGAUGUCUCUCUCAAAGUGCCUAGUUUCACUUUCCCCCGGUUUGGUGUAAAGUCAAAGAGUGGUGAUUUGGAGGCAUCCGGACUCAAGGGAGAUAUUUCCCUCCAUCCGCCAAAUGUCGAAGGAGAGAUGAGGGCACCAUCAGUGGAAUUUGAUGGGGAUGGAAAAGUCAAAAUGAAGAAAGCAAAAAUAAAAAUGCCUUCAUUUGGAAUAUCUAAAAAAGAUACCGAUGUAUCAGUGUCUUGUCCUGAUGUUGAUGUUAACCUGAAAAAAGGAAAAGCUGACCUUCCUCACCUGGAUUUCAGGACUGAGAGCCCAGACAAGGCAAAACAUAAAGUAAAGUUUCCAAAGUUCAAAAUGUCAUCUCCAAAGGUUCAACUUCCAGAAGGAGAGGUUGAUGCUAAAGGGGAAGCUGAAGUGGAUAGAAAGAGUGGCUUUCACGCACCUGAUGUCACUCUCAAGUUACCAAAGUUCUCAAUCCCAGGAUUUGGCUCCAAGGAAAAAGAUUUAGGUAAACCAAGUGGUGAACUUAAAGCCCAGGGCAAAGUCAAGAUGCCUUCUGUUGAGCUGUCACUCCCAGAGGCUAAAACACCAGAGAUGGAGGUUCUUUUACCUAAAACAGAAGUUGAUGUUUCAGAAGCAGAUAUCAAAGGCUACGAAGGAAACCUUAAAAUUCCCAAAAUGCCUCAGAUUGAUGUUUCUAUUCCCAAAGUAGACCUUGAUGCGUCUUUCCCAAAAGGUAAAUCCCAAGAGAUUGAAGGAUCAGGUAUGGAGCUUAAAGGAGGUGACAGAAAAUUCAAAAUGCCUCAAGUAACAUUGCCAACAUUAGAUGUGAGUCUUCCUAAAGGAAAACCUAAAGAUCUCAAUAUACCUAAAACUGAAAUAGAGGGUGAUGGAGGGACGUUUAAAAUGCCUUAUGUCAAAAUGCCCACUGUUGAUAUAACUGUAUCAAAGGCUGAUAUUUCACUGCCAAAAGCAAAAUUGGAAACCCCUGAAAUUGAAAUAGAGGGGACUACAGAGCAAAAGUUUAAAAUGCCCAGGGUUGACAUCUCUCUUCCAAAGGGUAAACUCCAAGGGAACGAGGCAGCUGAAAUGGAUGGAGAAAGAGGAAAAAUCAAAAUGCCUCACAUAAAGAUGCCACAUGUUGAUAUCUCUCUCCCCAAGGGAAAAAUUGAAGGUCCAGAUGUGGAAAUCAAAGGAGAAGGGGGAAAAUUCAAGAUGCCACAAAUCAGCAUGCCGUCUGUUGAUGUUUCACUCUCUAAAGGAAAAGUUGAAGGUCCAAAUGUUCAGAUAGAGGGCACGUCUGAAGACAAAGUCAAAUUACCUCAAUAUAAAAUGCCAAAUGUUGAGGUUGUUCUGCCCAAGGGACAGAUUGAAGGUCCCAAUGUAGAGCUUAAAGGAGAAAAGGGAACUUUUAAGAUGCCCCAGAUUGGUAUACCAUCUGUUGAAAUAACCCUUCCUAAAGGAAAGGUUGAAGGUUUAGAUAUUGAAGGCGAUGGAGGAGCAAAAUUCAAAACGCCGUAUGUAAAAUUGCCAUCAGUUGACACAUCCGUAUCUAAAGGAAAAACUGCUGACCCAAAUUCUGGAAUUACAGGAAAUUUGGGAGGAAAAUUCAAAGUGCCUCAUGUAAAAAUGCCAAAUGUGGACUUCUCAGUCAACAAAGGAAAAGCUGGUCCAGAUGUGGAGAUUGAGGGUGAAGGUGGAAAGCUUAAGAUGCCACACUUUAGUAUGCCUUCAGUUGAUAUCAUUACCCAAAGGAAGAAUUGA
Messenger RNA from Xiphophorus maculatus (southern platyfish), 2259 nucleotides. Its product is annotated as neuroblast differentiation-associated protein AHNAK-like. The transcript has a single exon. Bases 16 to 2259 code for a protein of 747 amino acids. Gene Ontology annotation, cellular component: cytoplasm; nucleus. Gene Ontology annotation, biological process: regulation of RNA splicing. NCBI's taxonomy places the organism in Eukaryota, Metazoa, Chordata, Actinopteri, Cyprinodontiformes, Poeciliidae. The record is from RefSeq and is a predicted model, not a curated record.